AGCAUUUCCUGAGCUGGAUGAUCCUAGGAUUUGUAAGACAGGAAAAAAAGGAAAGAGUGAGGGCGGUCGAGAGAGACAGGAUGCUUGUUUUUCAUUUGACCAAAGCGGUCUGAAAGCAAGAUACCGGGGCCUAAGAAAGCAAGCUCCCUGUGGACUCUGCCCAAGCUAAACUCCCUCUUCACUCGCUUGCUAGUUUGUUAGCCCUUUAUACUUCUCCGUUAUAUUCUCCUCCUUCUCUGAACAUAUUUAGUCGGGAAGGCGGUGAGGGAGGGGAUGAGGGAAAGAGACCGCUCCCCUUCCCACUAAAGCAGAGGAAAAACACCAGAAGACCCAGCAGGAGGCUGUGAAAGUCCCUGGGACUCCAGCAAGGAAGUGACACUCCCAACAUAACAUCUACUUCAGCUGCCAAGUCCGAAGCGGGGCCCUCCUCCACCCACUGCUUUCCUUUGAUGAGAACUCUUUGGAUUUCAGGCUAUGCUCUCUCCACUGCCUCCUCCGGAGCCCGGCUGCGUCCUUCCCCUCCCCCACCCUAAGAGGGGCUGAGUUGAGCCGCCUCAGGUCCGCUUUCAUGUGGAUGUCUCUGAUCCGGAGCCCUUCUCUCCUCCACACUCGAUGUAACCCUCCCGAGCCGUGCUCCAGGCACUGAUCCGAGGAGGAGAAUCCAUCUUCAGCCCGGUGCCAAGCGGAGGGGGAGGGAGGGACCAGGAGGAGGGUGAGCCUCUUUGGGACUAACUCAUGAAGAACAAGGGUGCAAAACAGAAGUUGAAACGAAAGGGUGCUACCGGUGCAUUUGGCUGUGACCUGACUGAAUAUCUGGAGACCUCGGGCCAGGAUGUUCCCUAUGUACUGAGGAGUUGUGCAGAAUUUAUUGAGACUCAUGGCAUUGUGGAUGGAAUCUAUCGACUUUCAGGAGUAACAUCAAACAUCCAAAAACUAAGGCAAGAGUUUGGCUCAGAUCAAUGUCCAGAUCUGACAAGGGAAGUUUACCUUCAGGACAUUCACUGUGUGGGCUCCCUUUGUAAGCUGUACUUUAGGGAGCUGCCCAACCCUCUUCUCACUUAUGAGCUCUACGAGAAAUUCACGCAAGCAGUAUCACACUGCCCAGAAGAAGAAGGCCAAUUGGCCCGAAUCCAAAAUGUCAUCCAGGAACUUCCCCCACCACAUUAUAGGACCUUGGAAUACCUGAUCAGGCACCUGACCCAUAUUGCCUCCUUCAGCAGCAAGACCAACAUGCAUACCAGGAACCUAGCAUUGGUGUGGGCACCAAAUCUUCUCAGAUCUAAAGAAAUUGAAGCUAUUGGCUGUAAUGGAGAUGCAGCUUUUCUUGCCGUCCGAGUCCAGCAGGUGGUGAUUGAAUUUAUCUUGAAUCAUGUGGAUCAAAUUUUCAGCAGCUCAUCAUGCUCCAUAGAGAAUGAUGAAAACAGGCCAAUUAUGAAAAGUCUGACCUUGCCUGCCCUCUCCCUCCCGAUGAAGCUGGUGAGCCUUGAAGAAGCUCAGGCUCGGAGUCUGGCUACUAAUCACCCUGCACGCAAAGAGAGGAGAGAAAAUAGCCUGCCUGAGAUUGUCCCUCCCACAGGAGCCCUCUUCCAUACUGUCCUUGAGUUACCAGACAACAAAAGGAAGCUCUCUAGUAAAUCCAAGAAGUGGAAGUCAAUAUUUAACCUGGGACGUUCUGGCUCAGACUCAAAAUCAAAACUGAACCGCAAUGGAAGUGUUUUUGUGAGAGGACAGAGGCUUUCUGAAAAAGCUACCAUCCGACCUGCCAAAAGCAUGGACUCCCUCUGUUCUCUGCCGGUAGAAGGAAAGGAAGCCAAAGGACAUUUCAAUCGGGCUGUCACCACUGGAGGAUUUUUUAUCCCAACAAUGAAACUGCAGACAACAAGUACUGGCAGCUCUUGUGAUCUUAGCAAGCCAGAGGGUGAAUGGGGACGGGUUGGAGGCCCAGCAGGAGCCGAGGGGGGAAAGGCUCCCCAGGCCCGUCCCCCUCCAGAGCAACUGAAGGUAUUUCGAGCUGUGGAGGAUCCAGAGAAUGACCAGGCAUCCCCGAAAAUGCUUGCCAUGUUCUACACUUCAGGUGAUAGCUCCAGCAAGUCAGUCUUCACCAGCAGCCUCUUCCAGAUGGAAUCCUCCCCUCGUCACCAGCGGAAGGCUCUCAACAUCUCAGAGCCAUUUGCGGUCUCAGUACCCCUACGGGUGUCGGCGGUUAUCAGCACCAACAGCACCCCUUGCAGAACACCUCCUAAGGAAAUGCAAUCACUCUCUAGCCUAGAAGAAUCUUCUCUCCAGGGGGCUGAGGGUGGGGGUUGGCCUGGGUUUGAGGAGGAGAAGACAUCGGUAACUGACGCUUCUGCAGCUUCUGCACCUCAGAAAUUAAGAACCAUAAAGUCUGAAUCUCUGGAAGAUCCCAAACCAGUGCUUGAAAAGGAAAGGAGGGUGGAAUGCAGUUGUAAUCAUUCCCCAGAGCAAAGUACCCACCCUGGAGAGAAAGAAGUCUCUGCCAUCUCAGCAAACUUGCCAGUUUCAACUACGAUAGAGAAGAGACAUGAUUUAGAGGAAGCCACAAAGAUCAAUGAAAGCCACCAGAGUGAGCCCACUGCUCAGCAGGAUAACCCCAGGGAUAAAAAAGAAGAUGCUAUGGUCCUUUCAGAAAUGGAUGAAGAUGACUCUUCGAGUGCUUUGAUGUGGCCUGAAAUUCAACAAGAGCUGAAAAUCAUUGAGUCUGAGGAAGAGCUCCAGGCCCUACCAUCAACUGCCCCAAAGAUCAGCACUGAUCAAACAGCUUCAAGUCCAAAGACCACUCUUUCUCCUUGGACAAGGGGCUUCCCUGAUGAGUCCAGCCUGUCUGCAGUCACAAUGGAAGAAAUUCCAGAUAAAACCAUUCAAGUCUCAACUUCAGAAGGUGCUGUGGUCCCCAUGACUGGAACUAAGGGAGACCCUGACCAACUCCACAACCAUCAGAGGACUGAAAAAGAAACAAAACUAUUAUCUGAGCACAGUAAGCAGGGGGACUCUCCAAGGACUCCCAUGCUGGAAAUGAUUCCACCUGAUUCUGCUUCUCCACAGGACAAUCUACUCAUGGGGAGCUCAGGGAAUGUACUUCCACCUCCCCAACCUCAAGAGCAAACUCUUCAGAAAGAAGACUCUUUGACAAAAAGCCCUGAAAAAGAAGAAACUUCAGAAGCUAUGGGAGAAAAUUCUCAUUCAGACCAAACUCAGGCUGUGGACAGUGCUAGUGACCCCAGCAGCUUCUAUCAGAGAGAAGACGUUCUCUCAGCACAGGGUGAAAAGCAGAGCCCCAAGGAGAAGGGAGAGAAAUUGGUUUCUGAGGGAGAAGGCCCACUAAGGGAAUUGGGGGCCUCGCCACAUAGAGCCAGUCUAAUGCAGGAAACGUUUGAUUAUGAUGAAGAAGACACCUCCACUGACAUUGCACCACAGAGUUUAGAAAUGGUAGAGCCUUGGGAAGACCAUCAAUGGGUCACAAGCCCUCUUCAUUCCCCAACACUGAAAGAUGUUCAGGGAACUCGGCCGCAAGAGCUCCUCCUCCAAAAUCAAAGAGAGAAGAGGCUCCCUCACAGACCCAUUUUUGUUCAGAGUCAUUCCCUAGAUAGCGAACCUACCAUGAAAAACCAAUGGACUCAUCCAUUCCCAUCAUCGAGUAGCUGUGUCAGUCUGGGGUCUUUGAUGGCUUUUGACCCCUUUCAGCUGCUGCCCCCCAACAGAGAAAAAGGUGAAUGGGAAAAGAAGGCACCAACUCAUUCCAAAGAGAUCUCAGAGCCAGGGGGAACAGAAGAGGACUUUGGCCUUAAUUCAGGAAGAGAUGUACAAUCCAAAACAAUAAGAACUAGUCCUGAUGGCUUCACAGAGAAGGAAACGAAAAUAGAUGAAGAAAACCUUUCACCAAACCCUUCAAUGACCAUGAAUCAACGAGAUAACUGUGGCUUAGCCUUGGAGAAUGUUAGGGAAAAUAGUCCAUCCGGAGGUCAGGACAAGGCAAGCCCUGAAAUGUCUCUUGUUCCCAAAGGUGAGUUGCUUACUUCCUCCAAGUUACAGCCAACAAGUAAUGAUUGUGUACCUCCUAAAGGGAAGAAUAGACCCUCUUCCCUCAACCUGGACUGUGUACCUCUUGUAAAUGACUUCUUUAGGUUUGAGAAUGUGAUUUCACUCAGUUCACCUGGAAGCCAACUGUUUGACCAAGGAGAAGCUAAAAGGGAAGGUCCCAACUACCCAUGGUCCCCCAUUUGUAUGACCUCACCCCACAGUACAGCAGACCCCUGGAGAGCUCACUGUGGUGCCCAGGACUUAGACAUGGUCACUCAUGCCUUAACAGGCCGUCGUAAUUCUGCCCCCGUGAGUGUGUCAGCAGUGAGAACUUCCUUCAUGGUCAAAAUGUGCCAGGCCAAGGCUGUGCCUGUCAUACCACCUAAGAUUCAGUACACACAGAUUCCACAGCCCCUUCAGGCUCAGAACACAGGGGAAGAUGCCCUUCCCUCUGCAGAGAAGGCCAAAGCAGAGGCCAGCCCUACUGAUGGGACUCCUCCAAAGGAGGAGUCCCCUCCUUCCCCAGGGAGACCUCAGGAGGAGAACACCAACCAAGAAGGAAAGGGAAACAUCGAUUCCAUCCAAAUGGACUCCACAUCUUUUGAGACUGAUGACCAUGCUCUUUCUCCAGAUGCAUGUGUGUCUUGCCUUCUCUCCUCCCAGGAUGCUUCAGCACCCUGCAGAAAACGUACAUCAGAAACAGAACCACCUGGGGACAAUCCACUUUCUUCAAAAAUUGAGCGGUCAUCUGGGAUGUCCAAACCUUUCCACAGGUCAAGACCAGGAAGACCUCAGAGCUUAAUCUUGUUUAGCCCUCCUUUCCCUAUCAUGGAUCACCCAUCUUCCUCUUCAGACUCCAGGGCCCUACUUUCCCCUAUCAGAAGCCCUACCCAAACAAUUUCUUCGGGUCUCAUUUGUGGUGAGCUGGCUGAGAACACAUGGGUGACCCCAGAAGGAGUCACACUUAGGAACAAAAUGACUAUUCCUAAGAAUGGCCAGAGACUAGAGACCUCAACCAGUUGCUUUUACCAGCCCCAGAGGAGAUCAGUGAUUCUGGAUGGAAGAAGUGGAAGGCAAAUAGAAUGACAUCAGCUUACUCCCCACUCCUUCACUUGGAACCUUCUCCUGCCAGGGCUCUGUUAAAAUUUGCCUGGGUAUUAUCUUAUGGUCAACUCUUUUAUUCCAGAGGAAAAUUUGACAGCUUUGGGAUUUUCCAGGCCUCUUAUUUCACUUUUUUUAGCCUUUCUUCUCACAAUCUUGAGGUCAUUCAUGUGCCAGAAGGAUUGGGGUGCUUGGUAGAAGGGCAAAGAGACAAAAUUCAGAUCAGUCCAUUUUCCUGCUUAUUAACAGAUGAAGGAAAAAGUGUUCAUCGAGAGAGAUGACUAAAAUGCAAUUUAGAAAUUAUUUGUGAAUUGCAUUUAUUCAUCCAUGCUAUCUUUAUCCAAUACUAUUGAGAGCUGGCCAUAAUAAUACCCUUUGCAACAAAGAAAAAUCUUUUUCCUAUAUCAGAAGACAUUAUUUCUGAAGUUUCUGGUUUCUUGUUCUCCAUGUUAUUUAAUGCUUUUUAAAGCUCAUGCUUCUUUAGUAACUUUCUAAUAUGCUUCAUAAAAAUUCUACUAUCAGAAAAAAGAGAUUUGGAAAUAUAAACCUACUGUGCCCUUAGAAAUUUAGGCAGGUAGAUUAACAAAUACACUUUUUCCUUGGUGGUUCUACACCUGUCCAUGCCAUCAAGCUGGUGCUACUGGCUAUAAGUACAGCAUAGAAAAUAAAAACACACAAUUACAAAUCCUGUGAUUGACACCAAUUAAAAAGAGAAUUUUUUUCAAUUUGUAUUUAGCUGUGUGUGAAUUUGCCUGCCUUUCUCAAUGACAUACCCAGUAAUUCAGAGAAAGACAUUUGAGGGCUAUGAUAAUGAUGGAUGCUCUUUUUAUUUGGGAGCACUGCAGUGCUAAAUUGCUUUCUUCCAAAUCUUUCUAAUGUCAGUGACAGAAUGGUAUAAUAUAUAAACUCCCUGCAUAGAAAAUUGGGGGUGGUGCCAGUACUUUUUAGUUGGUAGGGAUAGAUUUCAUCCUUCUCCCUGAAAGGGAUGAUUCUAGGGAGUGAAGAAUGGAGAAAAAGGAGACAGUGACUAGUGAGAAGGUUCCUCCCCCCCACCUUAUCCAUGCCAAUAUAAGAGCCUCCCUUAUAGAAGAUACAUUUAAUUGUAGCCAACAAAUCACCUUCCUUUUCCCUGCCCUCUCAGUUCUCAUGGACUGAUUUGAGAGAACCCUUCUCUCUUAAUCCAUCCUCCUGAUCGUAAUACAUGCUCCUUACUCUACUUCUUCCAGAUAUUUAAGGAAUAAUCUAGCCUGACUCUUCCUCCUUUUUUAUUGGAUGGAAGAAAACUGAGCAUGAUCUAGAGUCAGGUUUUUGGAGACAGCAUUCCAGUUUCAAUCCUACAGAAAACAAAACAAACCUAUAUACCAGUUCAUUUUGCUUGCACCUCAGUAAAGGAAACCUUCCUGUUUGAAGGGAAAAUGAAAAUGGGAUCAUAUUAGUGAUACUUUUCUUAGUAGCCCCUUUCAUCAUCCUUUUUUCAGGUCAAGUCCGGGUUAGAUCUACUAUUCUGCCCAGAAUCACGCACCAUAGAAUUGGGCAGGAUGCUGUUCUGGCCUGGCCUGAUGGCAUUCCACUCCAUCCACAAAGAGGACUUUAGAAAUCACCUGGUCCAAGACUCUAUUUUAUGGAUGAGAAAUAUAAGGCCCAAAGUAAAAUGAUUUGCCUAAGGCCAUGCAGCUAGCAAGUGAGAGGGCUCAAGAGUAGAGCUUACACUUUCUUUCCAAUAAACCAGAAGAGUAAGCAUGAAUUUUUUUCUAACUGGUAUCUUGAUCAAAAAUAUCUGACAGUUCACUCUAUAAGACAAAUCAAGUCAGCUGAUUUGGGAGAAAGUCUUACAUACCAGGAGAAUUAAGACAGGUUGAAAAAAGAGGUUGAAGAUCUUUGGCUUGUUUUGAUAUAUUUCUAGCAGAGGCAAUAAAAAUGGUGAAAUGAGCAUGGCAAAGAAGGCAGAUAUUCAAUUGAUCUAUAGGAAUGGGUUUGAUUGACAUAUAAUAUUAUUCUGGGGUUACAGUGAGUAAAAGUAAUUGUGAUGACAUUAUGAAUUUGAUGUCCAAGAAUUUCAAGUAUUAGAUUAACUUCCUGUGCUAAAGUUACAUUUCCACCCUUAGAAAAAUUAGCUUAUGAGACACAAUUUAAUCACCAGGCUCUUGUCAACUGCUUUUUGAUAUCGACCAUUUUAACAUCUUUCCCAUAUGAACUGCAUUUUAGAACAUAAAAGAUGAAAAUAUCAGCAUUUUGCUUCAGUCAGGAAACCUUUGAGCUCAGCAUAUAUUUUGCAUAUUUUGAAUUCUUGAUUGUAACACACUAGAGCAUAUUUUUGUUAUUUUGCUAUAAGACUGAAAAGCCAUUGGUUUGCCUAUUAAUAAGUAACUACAUUUUCAGUGCUCAGUGUUUGAUUUUAUAUAUGUGUAAGCAUAUUCACACAUGUCUUUAGUUUGACUUUAGAUUCUGACACUGUAUAUUUAUAGAAGCAUCUUCAAGAGUCUAAGUGGAAGUUCUCUAAAUAUACAUUGAAAUUUGCCUAGAGACAAAUAGAGAUGUUCUUUUCUCUGCUGUCCUCACAAGCCAGUCAAAUCCCACAUGCUGACUUUUCCUCAGAAUGCCUCUGCUGGAAUUUGAGAAACUAUCAAUAAUUUUCUAUGAAUGAAUUGCCCUCUUCUUCCCCCCAAAAAUGAUAUCUUCUUUAUUCUAUUUGAUUUCUGGAGAAAUAGACUAAUUAUUAAGAUUUUCUCAGACAUGGCUGUAUAUGCAGGUCUGGUACUAAAGAAAUCCUUGCAAUAUUUGUAAAUAGAAAGGGAAACCCCUCCAAAGCUUAUUGUAACACUUUGAAACAACUGAGUAAAAAGUGACCCAGUUGAGGUCAUUGUCCACAGAGGAAAAAUACCUUGGAUUUUCCCAUUCGUUCCCUUAGUUUAUAUACUGAAUUUAUAUUCUCUGUGAGUAGAAGAGAAAUCAGGGCUGGCCAUCUGUGACUGGGGAAGUUAUGAUGCUGGGCCAUUUCACAAUAUAACUAUUUCAGGAAGAUGUUGCAGUAUUAUAGACCUGUUCUUAUGCUGGAAAGAAAAUGCUUUAAUACCAACUCCUUGGGGAAUUCCCCAACCUAUAUAAAUUUUAUACUAUUUAAACAUAUGCCAUUAAUAGAGAAGCAAUUGAAUUUAGUCAUAGAAUGGCCAGAGUAGGCCAAAAAUUGAUGAUACUAUCAAAAUAAACUAGAUUCAAGAUAUCUAUAUGUAGAAUUCUAAUAAAAAUUGAAGUUUUAGUUUAAUUCAUUUGAAAAGGAAGGAAAGAAAGAAUGAAAGAUGAUCUAUAGUGAAGUCUGAAUUGAAAUAUUUCUAGGGAUAUUAAAAAUCCAAGCAUCAACCACCAGCAGCAACAGUAAAUAUUAAGUGCUUUCUAUGUACAAGAUACUUUCACAGUUCCAUAAAUAUUUGUUAAACAAUUUAUUAAUUCCUAAUGUAACUCCAAAUUAUGAAGAAAAAAAGACGAGCAGUUGAGGCAGAGCUUUUAGAACUAGAAACACUAGGAUUGAGAUAGAAGGCAAUGCUGCUUAUGUCAUGUUACUUUUUAUGUCUACCCCUUUCCAGAUCAGGAUUUACCAAAGGCUGCGUGGUUUCCAAGAGAGUAAGAGCACUUUUUGAGAUUAUUCAAAUCCAAAUGAAAUGUCAACAGAUUAGAUAACCAUACCUUUUCAUCCUGUAUACUUUUUUCCCCAUUUUUUCCAGAUAACAGAGAAAAUACUCCAUAAAAGGGUCUGUUCAGUGUCCUGAGAACUUUUUAACAUUCUAUUGGUACCAGUACCAACAUUGGGACUGUCUUUUUUUUAUCUCUCACAUUUGAUCCAUGACCACUUCACUUCCUUUUCUAAUAAUACAAGUCCUAGAUGAUCCCUUUCAGGUUUAUCUUAAAUAAAUAAAACCAGGAAUAUUUUAGGUGUCUGGACAAUAUUCCAAUUUUUAAUAUUUUGUUUUGAUGACUUUGAUGAACUAGUUCCAAGUUAGGCAGGUGUUUGUUUUGCAUAUCUUCAAGUCAGAACUAAGGUUCAAAUGGUUUUAAAUGACUCUAAUUGGUUCUGUCUCUGGAUCCUAUCUUCUUACCUGAAAAUGGGCAGGUUCACAUAUGAUAUUCUUCAAUGGUGGAUUUUAGAAGCUUCACUUAAGUUCUAACAAGUUAGAUAAUUAUAUUUAUUUCUAUUGUUUCUUAGAUAUGGCAGAAUCAGAAGAGCUAGCCCAAAUUGGGCAGAAUGGGAAGGAUGACAGGGAAUAGGGAAUAUUUAUGUGUCUUGGAGCCUCCUACAUGAAGGGACACUACUAACUACCAGAUUUAUAUAUCUGAAUAGCAGUAGAAGAUCUCAGACGUAUGACUCACCUAAAUAGAUGAGAGUCAUACUGUAUUAUGGCCUAGUCUUUCAGAUGAUGCCUUGAAGCUUAGGGUGAUGUGUUCCCAGAAGGGUAAUUCCAGAUACUUUAAGGGGUAGAAGUGAGGCAGACCAAUCUCUUGUCUGAAAAAGAAUAAAUAGCCCUCAAUACAACCCAAUUAUAGUAAGUAAGGGGCAGAGAAGGAAGUGAGCAACUCUAUAAACAUGGAAGUGAUAAUUUAAGUAUGAGGAGUGAUUAGCUGGGAGCUCUACCAUUUCAGAAAGCAUGUAACUGGGGAUUAUCCCAUUAUGUCAAGCACACAACAGUAUUUUUUGAUAGUAAGGAGGGAAAUGUGAAUAAAGGUUAUUUUUCUAACCAAGUGAGGGAGGGAAAGGAUAGGAAGUCCAUGAAGAACCACCAUAUUAUUGGAUUGUAUAUUAUUGGGUGAGUUACAAGGAUUUGUGAUAAUUUAGCACCAUAGUACUUCAUGAUUUAUGAUUUUGCAAGGUGAAGCACUUUUCCAAAGGUUUCUAUUUGAAAGCCACAGGAUUUCAGUUGUAUGCUGAAAUUCAUGAACCUGUAUAAUCAAAAAAUUUUUUUCUGAUUUAAAAUAAAAUGUAUGAAUAAAUAUUACAUUAAACAUAUGCAGAGAAACAUAAUGUGUAAUUAAAGAUAAAAUUGUUAUAUGCUUCCAAAAUGUAUACUAAUAAAUAUUUUAAAGUAUAGUGUUUGUGUUGAGAAAAUGAACAUAAGGAGGUGUUAGGAUGCUCGUUAGAUCAUGCCAAUGACAGAAUAAAGGAGUAUCUCUCAUGCAUUUACAAGGCAUGCUUUUA
Molecule: messenger RNA, 10324 nt
Organism: Sarcophilus harrisii (Tasmanian devil)
Lineage: Eukaryota; Metazoa; Chordata; Mammalia; Dasyuromorphia; Dasyuridae
Gene: ARHGAP31
Product: Rho GTPase activating protein 31
Exons: 12
Coding region: 736-5124 (1462 amino acids)
Biological process (GO): small GTPase-mediated signal transduction
Molecular function (GO): GTPase activator activity
Source: RefSeq, a predicted model, not a curated record